UCUCAAUUUCUACAUUUUAUAUCAUCUUUCAUAUAAUUGAAAAUUUGAAGUAUAAAUAAAUUACCUUUCUUUAACAAAAAUUCAAACGGAUCACGAAUUAUAUGCCUAUCCAUUAAGCUCAUGAGGAUCUUUUGAUCUUCCCCUGGCCUCACAACUCUAGAAAUUUUCUACUGGAUUUGGCUGUGUUACAGGUAUAAAAAUUUCUGUUCACAGAAGGUUUGUUAAGAUGUUUGCUUGUAUGUUUUGAAGCACCAGUAUUGGGAAUAAGUGUAGCAGAUUUAUGCUCGACAGGAUUCUUUACAGAUGUGAUUCUUGACUAUUCAUUUGCAACACUCUUAGACAUUGAGCUCCUGAGUUGAACUGAGAGUAAGAAUGGAGCUGCAAGCUGCCGGUUCAAUUGACCAAUCUAAAUAAUAACAAUAAUUAUCAAUCGUUGGAGACAGUGACAGCCUUGCGUGAAGGCUUCCAGCAGAGUUUUGGGAAGUAGAAAGUUUUGCAUUGUGCUCGGAAUGGAGUUGCAUGGCUUUGGGCUUACUCUGUGCAGAACAACUCAUACCUGCUCUACAACCUCCUUUAAACACGUUCCCCCGCUUUCGCCCUCUGCCUUAACACUCAAAUCGUCGAAGUCUCUGAAAAUUUCCCGGGUUUUUAUGCAAAGAAAGCAUCGCUCUAUAUGGGUCAAUGCCAACAUUCGCGAUGAGGAGGCAGGGGAAGAGAAGGUGGAGGAGAGGGAGAAGGAUAAGGAGGACGGGGUUUUGAUUUCUAUGGAAGAAAGUGGGAAGAAGACUUUCGUGAACGAUUUUUGGGGAGGGGUUUUGGAAGAAACAGGGCAGAUUGAAUGGCCACCCUUCCAGAGAGUUUUGGGAACCACCGCCCUCGUAUUGGCAGUCAUCGUCGGUUCUUCUGCGGUUUUGUUGACUGUUAAUGCGGUUUUGGCCGAGCUUUCCGAUAAAAUAUUUAGUGGGGCUGGCAUUCAAGGUAUUUUCUCCUAAUAAUAAGUGAUUCCUCGAUUUUGUUUAUGUAAAAAGGUACUUCACAAGAGUAUUUGGGAUGAAAUUUGUAUCUCUGAAUGGAAUUAUGGAUUUGGGAAUGUUGUUUGUCUUGAUGUAUCUGGUGAAUCGGUUUGCAUCCUUGUAUUUUUAAGUUGUCUGCAAAGAAAUUAAGUUUUGGCUGUUCGAGGAGCUGUUCUAUGAAUACUAGAAGAAUCCAUUAACUUUGAAAAAUUUGGAUAUACACUCUUAUAAUUCUAUUUUUUUUUUUUU
Molecule: messenger RNA, 1262 nt
Organism: Cryptomeria japonica (Japanese cedar)
Lineage: Eukaryota; Viridiplantae; Streptophyta; Pinopsida; Cupressales; Cupressaceae
Exons: 1
Coding region: 510-992 (160 amino acids)
Cellular component (GO): chloroplast thylakoid membrane
Source: RefSeq, a predicted model, not a curated record